Plasmodium cynomolgi strain B is the source of this 540-nucleotide messenger RNA. RefSeq names its product Pv-fam-g protein. NCBI's taxonomy places the organism in Eukaryota, Apicomplexa, Aconoidasida, Haemosporida, Plasmodiidae. Bases 1 to 540 code for a protein of 179 amino acids. The record is from RefSeq and is a predicted model, not a curated record. The transcript has a single exon.
AUGGACCACCUUGUAUACUACGUCAUGGUGCAGCAGAACAGCAUACAACCUAUCAUUGUGAGGCAACCACCCACCGUCAUAAUUCACACGCAGCCGAACCCACCAAUUACGCUAGAUCUGCCCCCACAAAAUAUCAUCCUAAAAAAUGAUGAACCUCAACCUAUCAUAGUUAGACAACAAAAUCCAAACAUCAUCAUGCAAAAGUCAGGGAACGAAUUUUCGGAUAACACCAAUUAUGCCCUAAGCCUCAACCAUCAAAUGAAAGAACUCACCUCUAUGACCAACCUUAAUACGGGAAUUCUCCAAGGGACAAAUGAACCCCUCCUUGGAGUUACUACCCCUGAAAUGAACGAGCUUACAGACCCUGCCAAUAUUUUCUCUAAUCAGUGCAUAACGACUCAAAAUAAAUCUCAGCCUAUGAACAACAUGUAUUUUACCAGUGUCCCUCUCAACAAUGAUGGCAGCUAUUCCCCUUACAACAUGACCCUGUAUGCGAAUAAAAGGGAGGACUACACCCAAAGCACCCCUUCAAAAUAUUAA